AUGCGCCGGGAGCUGCCGGCCCCGCGGCAGGGAACGGGGUCGGCCCGGCGGCUCCCGCGCAGCCCCGGCAGAGCCGCCCCCGGCACCGCGGGGGUGCCCGGCCCGCCUGGCCCCGGCCCGCUCUGCGGGGGCGUCCUGCCGCCUCCCGGGCCGGCUGCCGGCCCUCUUCUGCCCCGGCCAGCGGGCGGCUCCGGACCGGGCGGGCGGGGCGGGGCAGGAGGGGCGGCCGGGCUGGGGGACGCCGCUCCGGCCAUGCCCGCGGAGGGUCCCCGGCAGCGCGGGCAGAGCUGCCCGUGCCCGGGGGUGCAGACGAAGCUGCCGGUCCUGCGCUGGCUCCCGCGCUAUUCCCUGGCCUGGCUGCAGCUCGACCUGAUCGCCGGCCUGACCGUGGGGCUCACCGUCGUGCCGCAGGCGCUGGCGUACGCCGAGGUGGCCGGGCUGCCGCUCCAGUACGGCCUCUAUUCCUCCUUCAUGGGCUGCUUUGUCUACUGCUUCCUGGGCACCGCCAAGGACGUGACGCUGGGUCCCACAGCCAUCAUGUCGCUGCUUGUCUCCUCUUACGCGUUCCACGAGCCCGUCUAUGCCAUCCUGCUCGCCUUCCUCUCUGGCUGCAUCCAGCUCGCCAUGGGGCUCCUGCACCUCGGCUUCCUUCUGGACUUCAUUUCCUGCCCAGUCAUUAAAGGCUUUACGUCAGCUGCUUCCAUCACCAUUAGCUUCAACCAGGUCAAGAACAUCCUGGGGCUGCAGGGAAUCCCUCGGCAGUUUUUCCUGCAGGUGUAUGAAACGCUACGGAGGAUCGGGGACACCAGGGCCGGGGACGCUGUCCUGGGGCUGGCCUGCCUGGCCGCGCUGGCAGGGCUCCGGGCGAUGAAGAGCCACCUGCCCCAAACUGCCCGUACGGAGUCGCUGGCUGCCAGGGUCAGCUACCUGAUCGUCUGGACCUCUGCCACGGCACGCAACGCCCUCAUAGUCCUGUUUGCUGGGCUGGUUGCUUACUCCUUCCAGGUGAUGGGCUCCCAGCCGUUCAUGCUCACCGGCAGCAUCCCCCAGGGCCUCCCUGCCUUCCGGCUGCCGUGCUUCUCCAUGACUGCACCCAAUGGCACCAUCCCCUUCAGGAGCAUGGUGGAGGACAUGGGGGUCGGGCUGGCCGUGGUCCCGCUCAUGGGCCUGCUGGAGACCGUUGCGAUUGCCAAGGCUUUUGCCUCGCAGAACGAUUACAGGAUUGACCCCAACCAGGAGCUGCUGGCUAUGGGCUUCGCCAACAUCUUGGGCUCCUUCGUCUCAUCGUAUCCCAUCACGGGCAGCUUUGGCCGGACAGCAGUGAACGCACAAUCGGGCGUCUGCACCCCCGCGGGAGGGCUCGUCACAGGCGCCCUGGUCCUGCUCUCGCUGGCGUACCUCACCUCGCUCUUCUACUACAUCCCCAAAGCAGCGCUGGCCGCUGUCAUCAUCUCAGCUGUGGUCCCCAUGUUUGACGCUGGGAUCUUCAGGAUGCUCUGGCGGGUUAAGAGGCUGGACCUUGUACCCCUCUGCGUGACGUUCUUGCUCUGUUUCUGGGAGGUCCAGUACGGCAUCGUGGCCGGGGUGCUGGUCUCAGGGGUUCUCCUGCUCUACUCCAUUGCCAGGCCCCCAAUAAAGGUGUUGGAGGGGGACGUGCUCCUCGUGCAGCCGCAGAGCAGCCUGCACUUCCCAGCCAUCGAGUGCCUCCGGGACACCGUGUGCAACCGCGCCCUGGCAGCAGCAUCUCCACCACGCUUUGUCAUCCUGGACUGUUCUCACAUCAGCAGCAUCGAUUACACGGUGGUGGUGGGGCUGGCAGAGCUGCUGCAGGAGCUGCGCAAGCGUGGCCUCUCGCUGGCCUUCUGCAGCCUGCAGGACCCUGUUCUCCAAGUCCUGCUGUCCGCAGACUUAGAAGGAUUCCAGCAUUUCCCCAGCCGGGAGGAGGCAGAGCGGUGCAGAGGAGCGGAGCCGGGGGGUGGUGGGGCAGCCCCCUUUGCCAGCACCAGCGAGAGCUCACUGCUGCCCGCGGGGCUCAUCCAGUGAGCGGAGGAGCCGCCCGGGACCCACUCAGGGGCAGCGUCUCCUUGGUGUCUCCUUGCUGUCUCCUCUCCUCCAGUCGUGCCGGGGCUGUACGUCCUGUGCCGUGCAGAGCGGUGGCUGUGACAUCCCGGUGACAUCUGACUAACACCCUCCACGGGAGCCGCCUGCCCCUGUCCUGCCUCCUGGGAUGCCUGUCGGGGCUGGGACCGUCCCGUGCCCCACGGCGGGGGCAGAGCAAGGCCAAAGACAGACGGUCUGUGGAAGGGAUUAGUGGGGCAGAACUGUUCCCUAUCACGGUCAUUGGGAAAAAGCCAUCUCUCCUCCAAGCCUUCCUCAUCCUCAAAGCUGCUGUCUUUUUUAAAAUCGGCUGUUUUAACUCUGAAGACUUUUCUUAUUCUGGGUGUGUGAGCCGGCACAGGCAGGACGCAGGACCAAUCACAAAACCAUGGAUGAAAUACAAAGAGUAAAUUUAUUUUCAUUACCUCGCCAACCAGGGGAUCCCCGAAGCAGCACCCAGGCAGAGGCACACAAAUGGGGACGCAGACCAGAGCUCGGUCCAUGCUAGAGUAUCACUAAACCUGCUGUUUUCGCCUGUAUAUCAGGGGUUCACGCAGGCGUAGUUUACCACUGUGCUUUGAUUUUUCCCACAGCAGGGCAGGAAUCUCAGGCACGUUCAGUAGAGUGCCUCUGAGUCUAUCACAGCCCUGCGUUAGCUAAACACAGAUGCUAAACAACAGUUCGUAUGAUACAUGUGGUUCUCGACACCCCAGCUGCAAGUCACUUGAACGUGUUUAUAAUCCUACUCGCCAACCUUCCGUUAUUUUCCCACAUGGGACAUACCUCCCUGGCAGUGUUCAAGGCCAGGUUGGAUGGGGCUUUGGGCAACCUGGGCUAGUGGAGGGUGUCCCUGCCCAUGGCAGGGGUGGCACUGGGUGGGCUGUGGGAUCCCUUCCCACCCAAACUGUUCUGGGAUCCUGUGAUUCUCUACUGAACUCCGAUGCGGAGCAAUGCAGAGUGCACUCUUGUCAAAGCGAGCUUCAAGGACGCUGGCGCUGCCCUCCCUGUCCAAGGGCAUGCUGCACCUCUCAACCUCAGGCUGCUGGGAGAUGAAAAACAUCAGUGAUUUUACUCCUGCCAGGUGCCUGAGGGGAUGGGAACCGUGACACCAGCUUGUGCUUGCCUUGCUGUGAAAUGGGCGCAAAAAGCAAUAGUGCUGUCAGGCAGCGGGGCUGGGGGCUGGGUUCAGGAGAAAGCAGUUUUCCUGAGCUGCCCGUGGCU
Messenger RNA from Grus americana (Whooping crane), 3318 nucleotides. It is a transcript of the gene SLC26A11, whose product is annotated as solute carrier family 26 member 11. NCBI's taxonomy places the organism in Eukaryota, Metazoa, Chordata, Aves, Gruiformes, Gruidae. The transcript is spliced from 16 exons. Gene Ontology annotation, biological process: transmembrane transport. The record is from RefSeq and is a predicted model, not a curated record. Gene Ontology annotation, molecular function: sulfate transmembrane transporter activity. Gene Ontology annotation, cellular component: membrane. The coding region runs from base 1 to 2043 and encodes 680 amino acids.